GAAGUGACAGCUGUCAUUCCCUACACUGCUUCGCUGCUUCUUCUUCUCAAACUCGCAAAGAUGGCAAGUCGUGGAAAUCGUGCUCGUUCGCAACCCAUCGAUAAUACCAUUUCCCACGUCCAGUGCGAUGGCCUGGCGGCGAUGAAAAUGGUAAAACAUUGCCAUGAAGAAUCGCUGAAUAAUAUGGAAGUGGCCCAAGGUGCACUGCUCGGGUUGGUAGUUGAUGAUCGGUUAGAAAUUACCAACUGCUUCCCGUUCCCCAAGUCGGACGAGACGAUCGACGAGGAAGAGUACCAGCUGACGAUGAUGCGCCGUUUGCGGCGCGUGAAUGUGGACCACUUUCAUGUCGGUUGGUACCAGAGCGCGGACGUGGGUAACUUCCUGUCCAGCACACUGCUGGAGUCGCAGUACCAUUAUCAGACAAGCAUCGAGGAGUCGGUGGUUUUGAUUUACGAUACGCAGAAGUCGGCCCGUGGCUUCCUAACGCUCAAAGCGUACCGCCUGACACCGCAGGCCAUCGCGAUGUACAAGGAGCGCGAUUUUACGCCGGAAGCGCUGCGUAAUCUGAAGGUCGGUUACGAGAACCUGUUCAUCGAGAUCCCGAUUGUGAUCAAGAACUCGGCACUGUGCAACAUCAUGAUGUCCGAGCUGACGGAGAUGGUGCCGGAAGAGGAGGGCACACACUUCCUCGAUCUUGGCACUGCGUCCGUACUGGAGAAUCAUCUCCGGUGCAUGAUGGAUCGGGUGGAUGAGUUGAAUCACGAAGCGACUAAGUUCAACAAAUAUCAACAGGCAGCCAUCCGGCAGGAGCAGGAGAAGCAUCGAAUGUUGGCCAAGCAUGCGCAGGAAAAUGCGGCCCGCAUUGCGAAGGGUGAACAGGCCGUACCGGAGGAGGAAGUGAACAAACUAUUCCGCCCGAUUCCGGUCCCGACCCGGCUGAAUCCGAUGAUCGUAUCGGGACAGAUCAACACGUACGCGCAGCACAUUUCUCAGUUCUGUUCACAAUCGCUGGCUAAGCUGUACAUGACGCAAGCACUGCAGAAUGCCAAGGAGAACAAGCAGUAGAGAAAUUCGAUCGGAUUUGUAUUUGAAAGAGAAAAGAAUCCAUUAAACAUUUAACGCCAACUAGCCAUCGUGCGAACGUUCCAAACGGUUGAGAGAAGGCGAAGUGGAAGGAGAUUACAUUGACGGGAAGGUGAAGGAUCACGAAAAAAGGUGUUUAUUCUAAUAUACGAAAAUGAACCAGCCUUUUGUGGUGAAACUACGCUGCAGAAGUGUCUGGGACAGACCAAAA
Messenger RNA from Anopheles funestus (African malaria mosquito), 1294 nucleotides. It is a transcript of the gene eIF3h, whose product is annotated as eukaryotic translation initiation factor 3 subunit H. Gene Ontology annotation, cellular component: cytoplasm; eukaryotic 43S preinitiation complex; cytosol. The transcript is spliced from 2 exons. The record is from RefSeq and is a predicted model, not a curated record. Gene Ontology annotation, molecular function: metallopeptidase activity; protein binding; translation initiation factor activity. Lineage: Eukaryota; Metazoa; Arthropoda; Insecta; Diptera; Culicidae. The coding region runs from base 61 to 1065 and encodes 334 amino acids.